Messenger RNA from Lasiosphaeria miniovina, 2684 nucleotides. RefSeq names its product SUR7/PalI family-domain-containing protein. The record is from RefSeq and is a predicted model, not a curated record. Lineage: Eukaryota; Fungi; Ascomycota; Sordariomycetes; Sordariales; Lasiosphaeriaceae. The coding region runs from base 176 to 2236 and encodes 686 amino acids. Gene Ontology annotation, cellular component: growing cell tip; cell division site; plasma membrane. The transcript has 3 exons.
UCGCGCUAUAUUUUUCUCCCGUCUGCGCAUCCUGUUGUACGGCCGUUGAGCCAAGGACGGUCCACGAUUAGUGAAGAUCGGGCGCCUCCUCCGCCCAGCCGCGUCUUGAAGACGCUGGCAUUUUCCUAACGAUUCGCUCCCUCGAGUCUCGUGCUGCGAAGAACCUUCAUUCAAAAUGUUGCGCCCUGCGACACCGCUGUCGGUGCUGCUCUUCGCGGCAUUCUGCCUGCUCUUGCUAGCUGUGCUAUCGACUCCCAUAAUCAAGGCUGUCCCGCUGGGUAGUUUCUUGGGAGUCAACUUCGGCGUUUUUGGGUGGUGCAAAGGGGAUACAUGUAGCGGAAUAGAAAUCGGCUAUGGCGUUCCCAUCCUCGCUACUACGGACUCGUCGUCGUUUGACCUUCCCGUACAAACUCGAAACACUCUUUCAGCCAUUCUCGUCAUCCAUCCAGUUGCGGCUCUAAUCACGCUAAUUAUGUUCGUUCUCGCGGUUAUUGCUCACCUUCAUGCACCUUCGCAUUCGGCUAGGUACCUAUUGCUGGUGUUUGUUGUUGGCAUUAUUGAUUUUCUGCUCUGCCUCCUCUGCUUUCUCAUCGAUGUACUGCUCUUCGUCCCCCACAUGGCGUGGGGAUCUUAUAUCGUCCUUGCGGCCACUAUUUUAGUCGCGCUCAGCGGCCUGGUCUCUUGCGCCAUGCGAAGGACAGUGGUCAGCAGGAAGGCCAGGAAAAAGCGAAUUGCAGCAAAUGCCGAGAUGAGCGGCGAGAAUUACUACAACCGGCAAGCUCAGCAGACUGUCCCAGCAACCACCGCAGGCGCCUUACAACCCACAGUUCCGGUUGUCAGCGGAGCCAAUGGCCGGGCCGAUACACUGCCAGAAUUCGCCUCUUUUGAGAAGAAGGAUGAUCGGAGUAGCGAUGAGAGAAUUCCGCUCACAGCGCGGAGCCCAUCAGACAGGUCCCCGAAUGCACUGACGAACGAUGUACCCAGCGGUCUGCCGGAUAAUCAAUCGUUCCCAUCUCUGUCUAACGUCCAAACCGAAUAUGGGAACGCGCAGCCUGAUGGGUAUGGUGUGAGACGGGGACCUUCGUUCGAGUCAAUUAAUUCGAGGGGGAGAGGGGGCGGUCCGCAAGGUGGCUAUCGUGGACGAGGUGGGUAUUCUGGGCCCGGCAGAGGGGGCUACGGCGGAUAUGGCCCAACCCCGCCAAACGGCCGAGGUGGCUACGGCCCUCCAGGCCGAGGAGGCUACGGGCCACCGCCCGGUGGCAGAGGAGGCUAUGGCCCGCUGCCCCGCGGUUAUGGUGGGCCGGGGUCACGAGGCGGGAGGACGCCUCCGCCACCCAGCUAUCAGGGGGCAGCAGGCGCGUACGACAGGAGGCCUUCGCCUGGUGCUGCAUACGGCCCUGGUCCAUACGGUGCAAGACAAGCAUCUCCGGGUCCGCCAUCCGCUCCUGGGUACAUGACGAAUCCUCCAAGCACUGUAGGAGGCUACGACUCGUACAAUCCGGACAGAGACAGUCUUCCACGAGCAGAAUCUCCCCCACCACUACCGGGCGUCGACGACGGUAUCCCUUCUCGGCCUGUGGCAGAAAUGGAUGCCACAUCCGGAAAUUCUCCGCAAGGACCUCAAGGGUUUGGGCAAUAUGGCAUCCGAGAUAGCGAUGCAGAUGUUGCUGGAAUGCUUGCUAUGCAACAAGCUAGGACGUCCACGCCGCAACGUCAUGAGACGUACGUGAGUGAAGCAAGCAAUUACAGCCAGCAAGAAAACACCUAUGUUCCACCAAGACAAGCAUGGAACCAAGGACCUGGAAGGAAUUCGCCGAGUGCACCGUCGCUAUUAAACCCAGGCAGCCGAAAUGGACCUCCAGUGCCCGCCACUAGCGAGUACUAUGAAGACGUUGAUCCUCGCUUCGCAGAGCCUCCCGUGGCUCAAAGGCCGACACCCCCUCCAAUCCAUACCACAAGUUCGUACGAGGAUAUUCCUCAAGGCUCUCGCAGCCCAGCAGAGUCAGAACGAUCUACAUUCACGUCUAUAUCUCAACGAGGGGUUAACCCACGUUGGGCCCCCCCGCCUGUUCCCAACAACUACGGGGGCAGCGUAAUACCACGGAGACCUGUCAACCGCCCUGCCGACGUGCUACUCAACUCGAAUCCAGACUUCGAACUUCCGGCUCGCGGAAGCCCGUCACGGACACCUGGCAACUUGACGGCUGGGGGCGCUUAUCCGCCCGGUGUGCGUUGAAGAUAAUCAGUCUGUCAAUGAUUGACUAAUGCGACAAUCCGGGAACACGUCUCUUAUUCGUUUCAAGUUUCUUUGUCACGACCUUGGAAUCAUAACCUUCACUUCCGAUUCUUCCCAUGAGCCUCCUGGGAAAGCCAAGGAUGUGCAGUUGCACAGAUGCAAUCGCCUCUCCUUAAUUCAUCCAGAUUCUCGCCGUACUACACUGGACGAGCGCGACUCUGCCACGUAACACACCGUCAACGUUCUCGUUUCUCUUUUUCUCUUUUUCAUCAACGGGCCUCCCUAUACCCCUAACAAGCACAUCUCAUAUCAUCACAUCCAGGCCCAGUUUUCGACGACGUUUGGGCUUUUGUGGUCUGUAUGCCCUCCCUCUUUGACUACAUUAUUCAGUCUAGGAGAUUUGCGCCAGAAAAUGUCGUGACCUUCUAGUCAACGAAGGCCAACUUGA